This is a messenger RNA of Telopea speciosissima, 907 nucleotides long. RefSeq lists its product as uncharacterized. The transcript has a single exon. Lineage: Eukaryota; Viridiplantae; Streptophyta; Magnoliopsida; Proteales; Proteaceae. Bases 53 to 622 code for a protein of 189 amino acids. The record is from RefSeq and is a predicted model, not a curated record.
UCUCCUUCCUUGUCACUAUUUUUGCGUUUUCAGAGGGAUCAGAGUGUCAGACAUGGCAGGUAGGUAUAACUUUUUCAACGCUGGUAGCGGUGUGAGAUCAAUCAGAGGCGAAGAAUUUGAAGAAGAAGAUGUUUGGUCGGUUGCUAUGGACAUAAACAACUUUACUGGCAAGGUUAGAAAACCCAAACUGGAAAAGUCCUCUGUUUCUUCUAGUCCAACUGUAAGACGCCUACCAAGUGCUUCAAGAAUGAUCCCAAAGACUAACAAUUCAUCGGAGUCUCAGGAGGCCAAGGUUAUGCAGCAAUAUUCAGCACCUGUGAACAUACCAGACUGGUCUAAAAUCUAUCGGAAGAAUCCAAAGAAGGAAGCCGAUGAUAGCUUUGGGUAUGGUGGAUCUACUGUACGUUAUGGUGGGGGAUUUGAAGGAAUUAAUGGUGAUAGUGAUGAUGCUAAUGAUGAUCAUGAAGAUCUUAUCCCACCCCAUGAAUGGAUAGCUAAGAAGCUGGCAAUGACUCAGAUUUCUUCUUUCUCUGUGUGUGAAGGUGUUGGGAGGACACUGAAAGGGAGAGAUCUCAGCAAAGUAAGGGAUGCUGUUCUUACCCGAACUGGCUUCAUAGAAUAACAACCCACCUUCAGUUUAUUUCAUGGCAUGCAUUGGUUUACUUCAUUUUACUUUCUUUCUUUUUUGGGUUUUUCAUGAUCAUAUCUGGAUUAAAAUAAGGAAUAAGAAACAAAGAAAAAAGAUUGUGCAAGUGGAAGCACUGUAGAGUUGAGAGAUUUGGGAUCUUGGGUGGAAGAUUUGUAAUGGUUGUCACUUGUCAGUGAUUUAUUGUUGUGUAUGAUGGGGAGGUAGGUAGCCCCUGAAAUUUUGUUUUCGCCAUUUAUAAAUUUGAUGAACCUUUGGCUU